Aspergillus luchuensis is the source of this 975-nucleotide messenger RNA. It is a transcript of the gene SPT3, whose product is annotated as transcriptional regulator SPT3. Gene Ontology annotation, cellular component: SAGA complex. Gene Ontology annotation, biological process: transcription by RNA polymerase II. The record is from RefSeq and is a predicted model, not a curated record. The coding region runs from base 1 to 975 and encodes 324 amino acids. The transcript is spliced from 4 exons. NCBI's taxonomy places the organism in Eukaryota, Fungi, Ascomycota, Eurotiomycetes, Eurotiales, Aspergillaceae. Gene Ontology annotation, molecular function: protein heterodimerization activity; transcription coregulator activity.
AUGUCGACUGAUCGUACCCCCAAGUAUCGGCAGGAGAUCCAGCAGAUGAUGUUCGUCUCUGGUGAGACUGCCGAACCGUCCGUCGAAACCACGACUCUCAUUGAGGACAUUGUGCGCCAGCAAGUUGUCGAAAUUCUCGCACGAAGCACCGCCCUAGCUACUCGUCGCGGCGUGCGGUCUAUCUCUACCGAUGAUUUGAUCUUUCUCAUUCGCCAUGACAAGGCCAAGGUGUCGCGUCUCAAGACGUUCCUGUCCUGGAAAGAUGUCCGAAAGAACGUCAAAGACUCCGACGACAAAGGCGGCGCUGAUGCUGCAGACUUCGCGGGAGCUGAUGACCCCAUCGCCGGCGGAGUCGUCGCAGGACCGCAGGACGUCGCGUCAAAGCCCAAGAAUAAGCGUGCUCGCGUUGGUCUCGCCUGGGACGUGAACAGCUUCUACUCGGUGCAGGUUCCCGAACGCGAGGACGAAGAAGAUGAGGAAGAGGAGGAGCAGAACUACGCUACGCUCCAGCGCCUCGCCGCGGCCGACGAACGUACUAAGAACAUGACCAAGGAAGAGUAUGUGUUCUGGUCAGAAUGUCGCCAGGCUUCGUUCACCUACCGCAAAAGUAAACGGUUCCGCGAGUGGGCCGGAUUCGGCAUCGUGACUGAGUCCAAGCCCAAUGACGAUAUCGUUGAUAUUCUUGGUUUUUUGACUUUCGAAAUUGUGCAGACUCUGACCGAGGAAGCACUCAAGGUCAAGGAGCGGGAAGACCGCGAGAAGAACCGUCGUGGAGGUGGUGAGAACGGCGAGAGCAGUAAGAAGCGUACGCGCGAGACUGGAUUGUUCGAUCCCCCUGAGGAGGGUCGUACCCCGGUUGAGACCAGACAUAUUCGCGAAGCGUAUCGGAAGCUGCAGGCGACUCCUAAUAAGAACAUUGCCAUGCUGCUGCACAAUGGACGCCUGCCGGCUAAGAUGCCAUUGCGAUUGAUUUGA